UCCUCCAGGACGGGCAUGGCCCGUAAUUCCUACGGGCGCUGCGCGAUCUUCCUGGCGAUCGCGCUGGUCAUGGACGUAGCCGGGCUGGUCUUGCUGUUGGUGGGGGGCGUGGGGAGACCUACUGUAGACGGGCGCCCCUUUAAAGACUUCUUAAUGCUGACCGGGGGGCUCCUGCUCUUCCUCUCGCUGCUCUGCUGGCUGUUCUGGUAUUCGGGAAACCUGCGCGGGGUGCCUGUGGAAGAACUGCCUCUCGGGACGGCCGGGAGGUCUCCCGAACCCCGCCGCCACCCCAGCUUCCUGCGCUUGGCAGCCAAGCUUUCCGAGCGCCUGUCCCAGCGCCGCCGACUGGCGCCUGCGCCCUCCUUAUUCUCUGCCUGUGGCGCCCCAGCGAAGACCCCGAAACCUGCAGCCUCCCUCCAUCCCGACGGGCCCCUGGAACUCGGCCGCCUCCGCACUGGGGUGCCUGUAAACUACGGGACAAAAGAGGAGCGGCUGGUGUAAAGCAUCGCCUUUUGGAACUGGAAACAGAAACCAGAUCCAUUCUUCUAUUUAUGCUCCACAUUACCCUUUUAUUGAUGGAACUUCCUGCUGUGCCCAUGCUACUGGACAAAUUUGAUUCUUGGGGUGUUGGACUUCUACUCAGAGACGAUUCCAGCAAAUUCUCACAGUGUCACCUCUUUGUGUAUUGUUCACACAGGCACAACUUUGGAUAGCAUGAAGAGUCGUUUGAUCAAUGGAGUCUGUGGUCUUAGGCUUUUGAAUGAUUUAUAAUGCUGAAUUUUCCAGAAGGAUUUAAUUGCCAUGGUGUUUUUUUUUUGUUGUUGUUUUUUUGGACUACAUUUGUUUUCUAUAGCAAGGCUAUAGUUCCUGUAGCAGUGGAACUAUGCAAACAAACUGGCCUUGAAGUUCUCUCUCAAGAAAUUGGGAUACGGCUAGUUGGUGCAAAUGUACUUGU
Messenger RNA from Ahaetulla prasina, 955 nucleotides. RefSeq names its product transmembrane protein 238 like (gene TMEM238L). The transcript has 2 exons. The record is from RefSeq and is a predicted model, not a curated record. NCBI's taxonomy places the organism in Eukaryota, Metazoa, Chordata, Lepidosauria, Squamata, Colubridae. The coding region runs from base 16 to 501 and encodes 161 amino acids.